Xenopus laevis (African clawed frog) is the source of this 2777-nucleotide messenger RNA. RefSeq names its product cilia and flagella associated protein 206 L homeolog (gene cfap206.L). Gene Ontology annotation, cellular component: ciliary basal body; axoneme. NCBI's taxonomy places the organism in Eukaryota, Metazoa, Chordata, Amphibia, Anura, Pipidae. The record is from RefSeq and is a predicted model, not a curated record. Gene Ontology annotation, biological process: sperm axoneme assembly; regulation of flagellated sperm motility; regulation of cilium beat frequency. Bases 819 to 2726 code for a protein of 635 amino acids. The transcript is spliced from 13 exons.
CCUACAAAAUAUUCAGUAAUAAUAACAGUCUGCAAACUGCAAGAUUCCACAAAAGGAAUUUGUAGUUUUUGGAAUGGCGCUUUGCCCCUACUUAUCACCAACCGUACUCUUGCCUUCAAGUCCCCUAGAGUCCAUCCUGUACUACAUCAACCCUCCCCCCAUGCCUCACAUCUCCCUGUGCCUUCAUUUGAGUUCCUUGCAACCCUGUUCCAUCCGUCUGCCCAGAGAAAAUAUUCUAUUCCCACCUCCUCCGCAGCUUGCUACAGUUCCCGCUCAUCCCAAUCACACCGCCGGGCAGCUCUGCACCGUUUACCAGUUACCCACAAGCUUAUGUUUCCUAACCACGAUCCCAUCUCAGUGUGCGCCCUGUCCUAAAGUUUAUUUAUCAGUUCCCACAAUCCCCCUUUACAACAGCCCCCACCCCAGCACUCCGAUAUGAAGACUGCCAAUAGCAACAUGGCGUCCCAAAGCUGUAUUUCGCACUCCCACCUGCCCUCUGCGGCCCAGCUCAUUUCUCUACCCGUAGCAAUUUGACUACCCAUAGUAACGCAGGCUAAAAACUAUCAUUCUUUGAAAUUCACAAAGCCGGAAGGCCGCAAUCAGGAUUUAGAACAACCCCUUCCGGGCACUUGGCCACACUAAAUGACGUCACACGUGACGUUCUUCAGUCCGUCCCAAAGAGAACGACUAGCUGUUGCUGUGGCAACGAGACGCUACAGCGCACUUAUUAGCAGCGCUGAUAAACAAUCGUCAACUCUAGCACCAACCUCUCUCUGCUUCUGUUGAAAGAAACUUUGUCGUCCUAACAGGACAAAACCAUGUCCCUAGCUGGGUCACUCGCAUUUACAGCAAGAAAAUCACAACAUCAAGCUGAAAGUGUUAUAAAGAACAUCAUUCGGGAAAUUGCCCAGGAAUGUGCGGUGAAGGGACAUACGGUGUCUGAAACAUUGGUGGCUUUUGUGGUUAAAGCUGUUGUUCUUGAUCCAAGAAAUGGAUUCAAUGUAGACAGAACACUAACAAAAAAUGAUGUGCAGAAGCUCAUAAAGCUUUGCGUGGACAGACUGCUUGAUCCAAGAAGCCCUUCUAUUGAAACAAUCAAGAUGCAAGUGUACUUUGAUAUGAACUAUACAAGCAGAGGGGAGUUUGUGGAAGAACACCAUCGCGUCUUAGAAUCACGACUUGCUUCAGUGUGCAGGGAAAUCACAGACGCCCGGGCACGCACAGCAGAGGAACUAGAAAGCCUUUACCGCAAGAUUGUAAGCUACGUGCUGCUUCGUUCAGGCCUUGGAUCUCCUACUGAUAUUAAAGUUGUCAGGGAAGCCACAGCUGCUCUGCAGAGUGUGUUCCCCCACACAGAACUUGGUACAUUUCUGGCUCUUGUAAAGAAAGACAAGGAACGGCAGCUGAGAGAACUUACAAUGAUUGUCACCGGCAUUCGUUUGUUCAACAAGGACUGUGGGAAAGGUGGAGAAGGCAUUGAUGACCUGCCAGCUAUCCUGAAGGAGGCUAUUCCCGUCACCACCAAACAUAUUGAUUGUGAACUUCAAGCAUCUAGGGAGGUGAUAUACCGUUAUACAUCUCUUGUUGAAGCCAUGGAUGGAAAUCCUGAAAAAAGCAACCUGCUUAAUUUAGAUCAACUAAAAGAAGCUCUUUAUAGCUUAAGGCAACAUGAGGCUUUCUUGAAUAUCAUUCUGUCAGAUGUUAUCUCUUCUGCACAACAAGUGGAAAUAACAGACAAACAAUAUGGAGCACAGAUGGAGCAAUUAAAGACCACAGUUCAGUCAAAGACAGCAAUUCCCACAGUACAGGUCUAUCCACUAUUUAUUUCACUUUCUAAACUGUGGAAUAACUUCCAAGAUGAGAUUGUUUUGCUGAGCGUCUUAAGCAAUAUGACUACAAAUCUGCAGCCUUUCUUGUCACUGCAUGAUGAGCUGUUCCCUGCUCAGGUCAUUGAUCCGCUCCUCAGUGAGACAACUGUGAAAAGUGAUGAGGAAAGGAUUAAGGAAAGCACAGGUAGUCGUGUGAAUCCCUCUGACUUUGGGACUCAGGAUUGGUUUUUCCCAGAGAGCACAGGCAAUUUUGAUAGACUUCCAGUUCAGUACCAUGGGUUUUGCGGUUUUACUGUAGCUACAAAGGAUGGCCUUCUCAUACCUGGAAACCCAGAUGUUGGUGUCUUGAAGCACAGGGAGAGAUUUUAUGUUUUCAGUUCCAAAGAAGCAGCUACUGCUUUUGCUCAGGAUCCAGACCAUUACAUUGAUCUAAUUGGAGAGAAAGCCAAGCAAUGUGCUGAGCUCAUACAGUUAUUAGAGUUGCAUCAACAAUUUGCUUCCAUUACUCCUCAUUCCCAGGCUCAAUCUGAUGAAAAAGUGUUCAUAAAACCAGUCACAAAAUGCAAUAGCAGCACGCAGACCGAUACUCACUUAGUGGAAACAAACAUUGUUAAAUCCUAUGAAUGGAACGAAUGGGAGCUGAGAAGGAAAGCCAUCAAACUGACAAACUUACGGCAGAAGGUUACACACUCAGUGCAGACACAUAGCAGUCACAUGAGACGAGAGAACUUCACCCAGGUGUAUCUGCCAAAGCAAGUUGCUACUCAGACUAAAAGGGACAAUACAAGCAAUGUGCCGAAACCACAAAUCUUUCUUGCAGGGCUCCGUGGUGCAGGGGUGUCAAAACCUACAAAGAUGAUUAAGGUCAAUUUAACAAGAUCUGUUGAGGAAUCUUAAACCACAGAAUACUGUGAAAAUACAAGACAAUAAAGGCUUUUUGACAUCUCA